This is a messenger RNA of Eremomyces bilateralis CBS 781.70, 288 nucleotides long. RefSeq lists its product as uncharacterized. The annotation marks the transcript as partial. NCBI's taxonomy places the organism in Eukaryota, Fungi, Ascomycota, Dothideomycetes, Eremomycetales, Eremomycetaceae. The record is from RefSeq and is a predicted model, not a curated record. The transcript has a single exon.
UGGUGGUGGGAGCUCGUCGGCUGGUUCUUAGGAAGCGUCGCUCUGGGUGCGAUAUUCUUAUUGCUUAUCAUUUACCAGGACCAGGCGUUCGACAACUGGGAUGGAGCGCUUCAAUUAUCCACGGUUGUCGCCGUACUGUCACAGGCAGCACAAUCGUUCCUCGCAAUCUCGAUCUCCUCCUGCAUCGGACAGUCAAAGUGGUUUUUACUACGGGAAAGGAACCGGAUGAUAGAACUCGAGACGUUUGACGAAGCAAGUCGCGGUCCAGAGGGGAGCCUUAAGAUGAUU